Molecule: messenger RNA, 891 nt
Organism: Symbiodinium sp. CCMP2592
Lineage: Eukaryota; Dinophyceae; Suessiales; Symbiodiniaceae
Source: the annotation of a GenBank genome assembly
AUGAUAGGACGGCCUUUUUGUUCUUUUUCUUCACUCUUGGCCGGCCGGGCCGCCUCCCGAAUGGGGACGCCAAUGAGCUCCCUGGGCCCACUGGGCCAAGUUGCUGCAGUAGACAUGUCAGUUCAAUUUGCCUGCUUUGCAGUAGCAGCUGCCCUUCAAACAGAGAAGUUCUACGACAUCUCUGCCAGUUUGACGUAUGUGCUCUGCGUUCUCCUCUCCUUUCGGGCUGGCGGCCGAUCCACGAGGUGCAAAGUCAACUCUGGUCUCGUCAUUGCUUGGGCCGUUCGUCUGGGCAGUUUUCUGCUGUGGCGCGUGAUUCAUGACGGAGGCGACAGCCGAUUUGAGAAGGUCAGGAUGCAUCCCAGCAGAUUCUUCGUUUUCUGGGCUGUCCAGGCAGUCUGGAUUCUUCUGACGGCCCUCCCUGUGUACCUCUCCAACAGCAAACCGAACACAGAGGCCGAGCUUGAAGAAGGCAGAACACAGAGGCGCGAGAAAGAGAAGGUUUGCUGGCGGGAUGUUCUUGGCUGGAGCCUGUGGGCAGCUGGCUUCACCAUACAGGUCGUCGCAGACAUGCAGAAGAGACUCUUCCAGGCAGACCCGAGGAACAAAGGCCUGUGGAUUCACACGGGCCUUUGGAAGCUGGCCCAGCAUCCGAACUACUUUGGCGAGAUUUGCAUGUGGUGGGGCCUUUUCCUUAGCUGCUCGACGACUCUCAGAGGAUGGGAGCUUCUGUCCGUGGCAUCUCCUUGCUUUGUCGCCUUCCUGCUGCUCCGCGUGAGUGGCGUGCCUCUACUCCGCAAGGCUGGUCUAAAGAAGUGGGGCCAUCUUCAAGAGUAUCAAGACUACUUGAAGAGGACACGCUUGCUGGUACCCCUGCCUCGACGGUUCUGA